Molecule: messenger RNA, 1473 nt
Organism: Colletotrichum truncatum
Lineage: Eukaryota; Fungi; Ascomycota; Sordariomycetes; Glomerellales; Glomerellaceae
Product: acyltransferase
Biological process (GO): polysaccharide biosynthetic process
Cellular component (GO): membrane
Molecular function (GO): acyltransferase activity, transferring groups other than amino-acyl groups
Source: RefSeq, a predicted model, not a curated record
AUGCCGAAAGGCUUCAAACUGGGUUUGUGGGCUCGGAAUGUGUACGAAGAAUCGCUCGACACAGUACGCAGCUGGAUCUUCGUAGACCAGUCUGGAGAUGCACAUCUUGCCUUGCUCAGCAACGAAGAAAGAGGCACCUCGGAACACCUACCAACCCACGAACCGAAGCCGCUACAUCGAAGACGAAAAUGCCGCAUCGGUUGGAAACCAAAGGAUGCACUGCGUCUGUUAUGGGCUGUUGUGCCCUCGUUUAUAGCCAACGCAUGCGGCCAUGGCGAAUCGCUGGUCCCUCCAGCCAACGAAACUUCCUAUCUGAACGGCCUCCGUGGGAUUGCAUCUCUCAUCGUAGCUAUUCAACACAACACGAACGAUUACAAGUACAUAUAUCGCGGCUGGGGCGAAACUGAGUUGGAUCGUUUCUUCAUGCAACUCCCAUUUAUCCGGCUCGUGUUCUGCGGAUCUUUCAUGGUCGCAGUCUUCUUCGUCAUCAGCGGUUUCGCACUCACCUACGGUCCACUGAAGAAAUCCCACAACGGAAAAGCCGACGCCGCCAUUGCUUCUCUUCCAUCGAGCAUAUUCCGCCGCCCAUUUCGACUUUUCCUUCCCGUUAUUCCCGUCCUGAUCAUUACGGUCGCCCUAAUUCAGAUCCAGUGGUUCUACCAAGGCAACGCCACCCUGCCGCCACUGGUGGGAGGCUUUUGGGCCCAGGUGUACUUCAUUUGGGCUACAUUCCUUCUCAUUCUCACGGCUGGAACGAUCAAGACAAUCAUGCCUCAGGCCUGGACACUGUCGACCGAGUUCGCAGGAUCUCUUCUCGUGUUCAUGUGCUGUAUGGCAUUUGCACGAGCGUCGCCUGUGGUCCGCAUCCCGUUUGUCUUCAUGCUCCUGAGCUUUUUCUUCUACUUUGGCAUGUGGCCGCAAAUCCUCUUCCUUGCGGGAAUGAUUCUCGCUGAUGUGCGGCAUACCCGGAAGAAGAUACCAGGCCUAAAGGGCGCAAUGCGCUGGAUCGCUACAAUAAUGUGGUCCUGCUUACUUGUGCUCGCGCUAUUCCUGGGCGGAUGGCCCAUGCUAGGCAAUGGAUACGCGGCGGCAGGAUACUCAUGGUUCGUCUGGGUGCCUACGUCGGGUAUGAAACCGGACCGCUUCUUCACAAGCAUGUCGGCUAUCGCGCUGGUGGCCUCGCUAGAAUACUUGCCCCUCCUGCAGCGCAUUUUCAAUGUCCGUGCUAUCUUAUACUUGGGAGAAAUCAGCUACGGCCUUUACUUGGUUCACUGGACUGCUAGCAGUAUCUGGCUUACAUAUGGGGUCAAGCUACGGCUGCUGGAAGCCGGCUGUAGGCACGAGGUCGCGUGGAGCAUCGGUUUCGCCUUCUCCGUGGUGCUUUGCAUAUGGGCCGGAGAUGUGCACUGGAGAUUGAUCGACAGGAAAGCAGUGUCGUUUGCACGCUGGCUGAGCGACAAGUGUGGCAUAUAA